ACAGAUAGGUGGCGCGCGUUGUUGUUACUCAGCCGUAAAGCUCGAGUGACUGGAGUGACUAUCGUCUUAGCUUAGCUUUUUUUAUUCUUGGAUCCCUCGCCAGUGCUACUAAGGCAUUUAAAAUAAAAUAUGUCGUCAUUACAAGGAAAGGUCUGCUUAAUAACAGGUGCGAGUUCAGGUAUCGGUGCUGCUACGGCCAUCCACUUUGCCUCCCUUGGAGCCAAGCUAGCUCUGACAGGUAGAGACAAGGAUUCCCUGGAGGCGACCAAGGCAAACUGCAUAGAGGAAGGACUGGAAGAGAAAGAGGUGUUUCUGUGUGCCGGUGAUUUAACUGUGGACGCAGACGUGGAGCGAAUAAUCAAGAAAUGCACCGCGUAUUACAAAGGCACCCUGGACGUACUGGUGAACAAUGCAGGUAUAGCGCGUCACGGCACCUUACUAGACACGACCAUGGACGUGUACGAUAGUGUGAUGAGCAUUAAUAUACGAGCCGUGUUCUACCUAACGCAGCUGGCUGCACCGUUCCUGAUGGAAACUAAAGGAGCGAUAGUUAAUGUAUCGAGCGUGAAUGGAGUACGAUCAUUUUAUGGCACGAACGCUUACUGUAUAUCCAAGGCGGCAUUGGACCAGUUUACACGCUGCACUGCUCUAGACAUGGCCGCCUAUGGAGUUCGAUGCAAUGCAGUCAACCCUGGUAUGAUACCUACAAAUAUACUACAGCGUGCAGGCAUGAGUGAUGAGGCUUGUGAAGCGUUCCUCGAGCGAUGCAAGAGGACGCACGCCCUCGGCCGGAUCGGGACAACGGAUGAGGUUGCCAAGGCGAUCGCAUUUCUCGCUUCGGCCGAGUCUUCGUUCAGCACCGGAGCGACUUUCCCCGUCGAUGGAGGCAGACACGCCAUGUGUCCACGAUGAUCGGUGAUGUCAUCCGCGAACCCCACGAUGAUGUCAUCCACGAACCCCACGAUGAUGUCAUCCACGAACCCCACAAUGAUGUCAUCCGCGAACGAACUACACAUUAACACGAUUAUAACUUGAAAGCAUUUCUGUGUCGCUCAAAGUAUAUUCUUCUUCUAAGGUGUAAUGUUAGAUAAAUAGAUUUGUAAAUCAUGUUACUUUAUAUCAUCUGCAGUAGGAAUGCGUUGUUAAAAUUUUAAUAUAAUAAAUGUGUUAAAAUAUAUAAUAUGUAGAAGUUCAAUUUUAAAA
Priapulus caudatus is the source of this 1203-nucleotide messenger RNA. RefSeq names its product 3-oxoacyl-[acyl-carrier-protein] reductase FabG-like. The coding region runs from base 130 to 912 and encodes 260 amino acids. Lineage: Eukaryota; Metazoa; Priapulida; Priapulimorpha; Priapulimorphida; Priapulidae. Gene Ontology annotation, molecular function: oxidoreductase activity. The record is from RefSeq and is a predicted model, not a curated record. The transcript is spliced from 9 exons.